Molecule: messenger RNA, 2226 nt
Organism: Penicillium brasilianum
Lineage: Eukaryota; Fungi; Ascomycota; Eurotiomycetes; Eurotiales; Aspergillaceae
Source: the annotation of a GenBank genome assembly
AUCGAAUUAACGUCUUGGAUCGGAAUCUACUUGUUUCAAGCCCCCGCGUCAUAUGGCACAAGAGUAUACUUCUUACCGCCCUGCAGACCGCCUUUCUUGCAUCGGCAAUUUUUCCUGUUGCGCAUCUGGGGUUCGCAUCAUUGUGAGUUUGCGACUCGCGGACUCUAAUCGGAAAUGGACAAUAAUUAGCCCAUUCAAGGAUUGGGAAGCACUUCAAAGAUGGCGCAAUUCAUACCGCGUCAGGUAUUUCCGCACUAUGCGGCCAUCCCAAGGUCUUACUUCUUAGGACACCACCGGGCUGGACUAAGCAAGAUGAAGAACAUGCUAUCUUCAAUCGACUACGUCGUCGAAUGCCGAGAUUAUCGGGCACCUGUGACAUCAAUCAAUCCACUGUUUGAGGAAGCACUGGGAAACAAGAGGAGACUGGUUGUCUAUACGAAAAGAGACCUUGGCAGCAUUCCAAAAUCGCCUACCCAAAAGCUCUUAGAGAAAAAAGUCCGAAGCUUCGACCCUAACAGCGCCGUAUUUUUUGUCAGUUCAUCGUCCCGCGCCGACGUCACUCAAAUCAUUAAACACCUUCGAGACGAUGCCGAAGCACCGGAUAAAAUCGUGGGAUGCCGAGUCUUGGUAGUGGGAAUGCCCAAUAUUGGAAAGUCAACCCUGAUCAACCACCUACGGAACUUUGGUGUGGGAAAAGCAAAGGCCCUGAAAACUGGAGGUCAACCUGGUAUCACUCGGAAGAUUGCCAGCCCCGUGAAGAUCAUCGAGCGAGAGAGCGGGUCCCAUGUCUACGUGCUGGAUACGCCUGGUGUCUUCAUGCCAUAUGUUCCUGAUGCCGACAAUAUGCUCAAGCUAGCGUUGUGUGGUUGUGUCAAAGACGCAGUCAUCUCACCCGUGACUCUGGUCGAUUACUUGCUCUAUCAGAUCAACUUGCAUGAUACGCAGGCGUAUAAGCGUUGGUCCGAGCCUACCAACGAAGUCAUGCCGUUGCUGGAGAGCUUUGCACGACAAACGGGGCUACUGGGAAAGGGCGGGAUCCCUAUUAUAGACAGUGCGGCACUGCACUUUAUUCAGAAGUGGCGGGCGGGUGAGCUUGGUCGAUUCAUACUCGAUGACUUGGAUGCGGAGCAACGGCGGCGAGACGAUCCUGAGCAAAAGGCACAAUUGAGUAUGUCCCAGGCUCUGAAAGUCGAGAGGACGACGCGGAAGAACAAGCCGGAUGUAAAUACUAGCAACUCCUCUUAAUCAAAUGUACGAUAUUAUAAUGAAAGAAGUCAUGUGGGUGGAAGACUGAUGUAUAUCAUUUCAAUCCACGAAAGCGAUGUUUCAUUGAAGAAAAAUGGGAUAAUGCCGGAGAAGAUGAAUAUUUUGCAGAAGCAGCCCCUAACGCCAAAACACUGGGAAAAGAGAAAAACAUGGAAACCCCCUCCACACCAAAUGCGUCAGUCGAAGAUCAAGAGAUCUUCUGUAGAAGGCGUUGUCGUCGCCGAUUGACCAGUUCUUCUUGUACUUCAUCUAGCGAGGGAAGCCGCCAUUCCACCCCAUCACCAGCAUCCCCAGGUAACGGCUCCCAGCCAUCUUCGGCAUCGUCAUCACCCUGGGCGCGCAAAUGCUCAACGGCCUCCUUUUCCUUUUGUUUCUCGUAAGCCAAUAGCGUGCCAUCCUCCUCAUCCAGGCCAUAUCCAAAGUAAUUGGCAUUGACCUUCCUCGUUGCGAUGUCUCCACCACGGCCGGUUCCAGUCCCUUCUUCUUCCUCUGGCGCUCCCCUCCCGCGGCGAGCUGCCGCCUCAAACAUCUCCUUGACACCAGGCAAUUCCCUCGCGCGGCCAAAAUAUCGAUAGCCCUUUCCUCCGCCCGGAAUUUCUCGCCCCUCAUCGUCGUAGACCCGACCAGAUCCGCGCAUGUAGUUCGGUCCGCCCAGGUUCCGGAUUUGCAUCUCCCAGGCCCAUUUCUCGCGCAUGAGCUUGUUGAUUUCGUCAUUGAGGUCGCGGAUCUGGUAGUCGCUGAGACUCAGCUCUUGGAUGCGGGACACUUUGCGGGAGAUUUCUUUGAGGACUUGGCCGCGCCAGCGCUCGCAUGUCGGGAUCGAGUCGACACUUGUGAUCGCUUUUGGUCGUCUCGUCCGGCCGAGAUCAAUGAUUCCCAUGUCCGCUGCUUGUUGCGCCCGAAAGCGGAACAGCAUGGACUGGGCUUUUUCACUGUUGCGAGCCUAUUCAUGGCGGGGGG